Molecule: messenger RNA, 2610 nt
Organism: Carica papaya (papaya)
Lineage: Eukaryota; Viridiplantae; Streptophyta; Magnoliopsida; Brassicales; Caricaceae
Molecular function (GO): protein binding
Source: RefSeq, a predicted model, not a curated record
ACGUGGGUCAACCUGGUUCCAUAACCAGAGGCCAUCUUCUCAAAAUGAGAGCUGAAGAAGAGUAGAGAGUGACUCAGUCGUCAAUGGCCGCAUCUGCGUUGAUUCAACCACUUCUUCUUCUUCUUCUGUGCUUCAUCUUCUGUACUCCUUCUUUGUGUUGCGUUCCACAUCAGAAGGAAGCUCUUCUUCAGUUCAAACAUCUGGUAGCCGCAAACUACUCCACUGACGACGCAUUGCUCUCUUCGCGGAAUGCGACUUCCGAUUGCUGUCAAUGGGAGCGAGUAGCUUGUGAUUCCUCUUCACAGCAGGUGACUGCUCUUCAUCUCAACUCUCUUCUUCCUUUUCCCCUAAAUGCUGUAUUCACAGCUGCUGUUUUGGCUCCUCUCUUUCGUUUGGAAUCUCUCCUGCAUCUUGAUGUUUCUGAUAAUAUGUUAUGGGGUGAAAUUUCGGGACUUGCUUUUUCAAACUUAACCAGACUUGUAUACCUAAAUCUCACUCGCAAUAACUUUUAUGGCUCUAUUGACUCCGAAUUGUUUCGAUUGAGCAACUUGGAGUUUCUUGAUCUUGGCUUGAAUUUGAUUGAGGGGAUGAUAAGCAAUGAGCUUGGUAAUCUUAGCAAAUUGAAACUUUUAUACUUGCAUUACAAUGAUUUGCAUGGAGAGAUUCCUGAGGAGAUUGGGAACCUCACUGAAUUGCGGGAGCUUUCAGUUCGCAUGAACAGAUUAUCUGGAGCAAUGCCAUAUUCAGUUGUGCAUUUGACUAAGCUGGAAAACCUGUAUCUUCGAGAUAAUUUACUCUGCCGGCAGAUACCAGUUGAGAUUGGGAACUUGCUGAACCUCUCAACUCUGAGACUCAGUGGGAAUCAGUUAACAGGUGGAAUCCCAAAAUCCGUUCAAAAGAUGAGCAAGUUGGUUACACUUGAGCUUCAGAACAAUUUGUUGACGGGGUUGAUUCCUGAGUGGAUGUUCAAUAUGGAAAAUUUGAAUUAUCUGGAUGUUGGGAAAAACAAGCUUACCUGGAAAAUUACGAGCACAAAUCCAAAGAGCAUGUUUUCUUACUUGUCUCUGAGGUCUUGCAAUGCUUCUGGUCAUAUUCCCACCUGGUUUACAAGUCAGACGAACCUUAAGUUCCUUGAUUUGGCUGAGAAUAGGCUCCGGGGAGCAUUUCCUCCGUGGCUUGUAGGACUAAAUCUCCAUGUAAUAAGUUUACAUCAUAAUUUACUUGCAGGACCUCUGCCUUCUAUUUUGUUUCAGUCUCACAAGUUAGAAUAUCUUGAUUUAUCCAACAAUAAUUUCUCAGGACAGUUGCCUGUUAACAUUAGUGAAGAUGCUGCAAUAUCCGUGCUUAAGUUGUCUGCAAACAAUUUAUCUGGGCCUCUCCCUAGAUCUUUCUCCAAUCUAAAUCAGCUAUCACAGAUUGAUUUGUCUGCAAAUAGGUUCUCUGGUAGGAUUCCUGGUACUUUUGGGCCAAAAUUAGAAAUGCUUGUGCUAAGUGAGAAUGAGUUUUCUGGUCACUUGUCCCAGAGUCUAGUAAACUUGAGGCAGCUUAAACAACUUGAUCUCCAUGACAACCGUAUCACAGGAGAAAUUCCAGAAUUUCUUUCACGGAUAUCCUCUCUUUGUGUUUUGAAUCUUAGAAAUAAUUCUCUCACAGGCUCAAUCCCAUGUCAUCUGUCAACCCUUGAUAAUCUUCAGAUCCUCGAUCUCUCUUCCAAUAACCUUCAUGGACAAAUCCCUUCUUGCCUUGGAAACUUUUCAGGGAUUAUGAAUAUGCCAAAAGACAAUAUGACCCUCCUUUCCAUCACUGAAAACCUAAACUACUUCAUACACCAUGACUUAGAAGUAUAUUGGAAGAAGUUAAAGCUACAUCUCCCUGGUGGAAACCUCGACUUAUACACCUUGUUAGACUUUUCAAAUAACCAAUUAUCAGGUGAAAUUCCAGAUACAUUAGGUCAUCUAAAAUAUCUCAAGGCAUUAAAUCUUUCACACAACCAGCUUUCAGGCAAUAUUCCAUUGACUAUUGGUAAUUUGAAAAGCAUAGAGAUUUUAGAUUUAGCACACAACAAUCUGUCUGGCAAAAUACCGCAAUCAUUUUCAGAGCUUGAAGAACUAAAUAAUUUGGACUUGAGCAAUAACAAGCUUACUGGUCGCAUUCCAGAUGGUCCUCAAAUGAACAGGUUGAAUGAUCCAGAAUGUUACGCCAACAACAGCGGAUUGUGUGGCCAUCAAAUCGAAAAACCAUGUAGCGAAUCAUUGAUAAAGCCUAAGCCAAAGGAAACGAGGAACAGGGAAUCAUGGUUUUCAUGGGAAAUGGCAUGGGUUGGAUUUCCUGUAGGUUUCUUGUCAACACUUGUGGGUGCUUAUGUAAAAAGUUGGUUUCUUUCACAUUGCAGCAGUCCAACAUGAACGAUCUCAUGCUGAUCAAUGGAGUUAAUCAACUUAGUAAGUUGUAAUAUAGAUAGAAGUUGUAGGAAAACUUGCUCAUUUUCUCUUAUGGGUCAUUAAAUCGUUUAAACUAUUGAUGAAAUUGUACAUAGUUGAAAGGAGACUCUUUCCAGAUUGUGAAUUGCUAGCGGUUACAUAUAUUUCAUGUUUGUUCACCCUGGUACUA